GACGAGGAGGAGGAGGAGGAGAAAGAAGCUGGUAAGUCGCGCAUGCCGAUUCCCACCUGCUCACUUACCCCCCCACCUCGUCAUCCCUCGCCACCUACCAACCGCUUCUCCUUCCGCCCCAAUAUUGAUUUUCUUGUUUCUGCUUCUCCCUCCUCCCUCCUGGCUCCACCCUUGUGUGGGCACUAGGAAUAGCUGAUAAAUAUUGGCGAAGUGCUUGGGGAAGAUAGAAGCGGGGGCUGAUCUCAUCCUCCGUCUUCUUCUUCUUCUUCUUCACAGUUUGUGACGGGCGGGCUAUGGCGGGAUGUGCCAGGUGUUGCAUCCACAGCACGAUGAGAGCGAUGAAUGUGAUCGUGAACCUCUGUGGGGUCGGCAUGAUCAUAUACUCCCUCUGGCUUGAGAAGAUGUGGGACGACGGUGUUGCUCUGCUUCCCACCGUCGCCAACCUCCCUCGACCAUGGUUUAUAUACACAUGUUUAGGCGUCGGUAUCGCCGUCUGCUUGAGCACGGUUUUCGGCCACGCGGUUGCUAAUUGUAUUGGCAAUUCUUCUUUGUGCAUCUACAUUAUCACUUUGUUAUCCCUUCUUUCUCUUGAAGCGACAGUUCUGGUCUUGAUAUUCUUCAAGAUGAAUUGGGCAAAGCUAAUUUUGGAGUAUAUUGAGGAGGACCAUGUGAGUUUCAAGAUUUUUGUGGUCUUCCACGUAAAAAUGUGUCGCCUGAUUGUACUCCUGACGUUGAUGCUACAGAUCAUUGUCAUCGUGUUAGCGGUAAUCCUCUGGGCUGUCGGUACUGGACCGAGGACCGAUCAGACCCUGGACAUCGGGAGCCUCAGGCAAUCCUUUCUGGUCUGGCCCAACACUCCCACGCCCGUCGAGAAUUCGCAAACUUGUAGAGGAUGCUCAGAAAUGUACAGCAGGAAUCCCCGCCAAAGCUUCCUGUCGUAUCUUAAGGGUGUAAUCACGUCGAGAUUUCAGCGGACAUCAAUUAAUGAUGAUUGAUUCUUUCUUCUUUAGAUGAACUGGUCACUUUUGCAGCAAAGCUCAUCCUCCACAGCACAGGCUCAGAAGCAGUACUAGAGGUGGUGGUGGUGGUGGAAGGUCUAUGCAUUCAACCCAGGUAAGGACCAACUUUGGAAAUCAGUCUCACUGAGACUCCGGCACAAGAUAGAGGCUAUCCCGAGCUCUCAUUCUCGCUCGGUUUCGGGAUCGAAGAAAUGGGGUUCCCCGUGAGCCGCAGACUUAUUAGCUCGGCACAUCGACCACUUCCUGAUCUGUCUAAUUCUUGAAAUGCAAUACGUUGUCCAGAUCCUUCGCGUCAUCGGCGGCCACCGGAGCCGCCCCUAAAAGGCGAAACUGCAGUUGGGGGAGAGGUUCCUAGUUCUCGGGAGACAUUCGUUCGUUUGAGCACAUGAAAUCAGUACGAGGAAGCCAGGGCCCAAACGAGAGUUCUUGCCCCUGCCUCUUCUGGUCUUUUACGCGCGCUCCAAGAAACUCCAGCUUUCUUGCUAAAAACAGGGGGAAUCAGACGAUGAUCGUGUUGUUGAAAUUCAUGCGGAGAUGAGAGAUUGGCCAUGGAAGAUUUGUUUCUACGUAUGGUCCCCAAGAACAGCCAAAGGCCCGGGGACACGUCCCGUCCAAUCGCUUCAUCUGGAUUCUUGUGCCGAGUUUCGCAUUUUAUAAAUGUUUUAUCGAGAAACUUAUCCUUUGUCCCAUUUGUUGUAAUUGGUCUGAGGAGAAGGAUAGAACAUUGAAAUAUUUACCUUAAUU
This is a messenger RNA of Rhodamnia argentea, 1763 nucleotides long. RefSeq names its product tetraspanin-19-like. Lineage: Eukaryota; Viridiplantae; Streptophyta; Magnoliopsida; Myrtales; Myrtaceae. The transcript is spliced from 5 exons. The record is from RefSeq and is a predicted model, not a curated record. Bases 294 to 995 code for a protein of 233 amino acids.